Messenger RNA from Phyllopteryx taeniolatus (common seadragon), 6755 nucleotides. RefSeq names its product dedicator of cytokinesis 5 (gene dock5). The coding region runs from base 187 to 5802 and encodes 1871 amino acids. Gene Ontology annotation, cellular component: plasma membrane; cytoplasm. The transcript is spliced from 51 exons. Gene Ontology annotation, molecular function: small GTPase binding; guanyl-nucleotide exchange factor activity. Gene Ontology annotation, biological process: small GTPase-mediated signal transduction; cell migration. The record is from RefSeq and is a predicted model, not a curated record. NCBI's taxonomy places the organism in Eukaryota, Metazoa, Chordata, Actinopteri, Syngnathiformes, Syngnathidae.
GCUCGCCCUCCCCUCCCCUCACAGCAGGCAUGAUGGCGGAAAUACUGUAGUAGACUUCGGGACGAGCAGGAAAAUUGCACUACCCGCUCUCAUUUAUCCUUUGUAAAUAGUUAUUUAUUGAUUUAGAGGGAUAUAUAUAUAUAUAUUUGUUUUUCUUCUUCUUCCGUAUUCCACCACCACAACGCCAUGACACGUUGGGUUCCCACUAAGAAGGAGAAGUACGGCGUGGCCAUCUACAAUUAUGAUCCCAGUGGUGAGCUGGAACUAUGUUUGCAGGUUGGGGACACUGUGCACAUACUCGAAAAAUUGGAAGGCUGGUAUCGGGGAUACACACUACGAGAGAAAUCGCAUAAGGGAAUUUUUCCAUCUUCUUACAUCCACUUAAAGGAGGCUUCAGUUGAGGGAAUAGGCCAGCAGGAAAUAAUUAUUCCAGCAGAUUUACCACUGGUGCAGGAGCUCGGGGCUACUCUGAGGGAAUGGGCGCAGAUAUGGCACAAGCUCUUUGUGGCGAACAAAGCCUCCCAGUUCCGGAGUGUUCAGCAGAUGGCCUACAGUCUUAUAGAGUAUCGAUCACAGAUAGUGUCUGGAACACUACCCAAGGAUGACCUUGUAGAACUAAAAAAGAAAGUCACUGCCAAGAUAGACUAUGGCAACCGGAUUCUGGGGUUGGAUCUGGUUGUGCGAGAUGAAGCAGGAAACACACUGGAUCCUGACUGCACAAGCACUGUCAGUCUGUUCCGUGCCCAUGAGACUGCUUCCCGUAGUGUUGAUGACAGGAUACAAGAGGAGAAGACACGGUUACAAAAUCUGGAAAUGAGGCGCCAGGCUCUGUUUAGUACUGUCCACACCUAUAGUCUCCUCAUGAACCUGAAAAACUUUGUGUGCAACAUUGGAGAAGAUGCUGAGCUGCUCAUGUCUCUUUAUGACCCAGAUCAGUCAGAAUUUAUCAGCGAGAACUUCUUGGUCCGGUGGGACAGUAUGGGGAUGCCUAAAGAAAUUGAAAAACUCAACAACCUGCCAGCACUCUUCACGGAGCUUAGCAGAAGUGACCUGAUGAGGCUGCGUCUCUUCCUGGUGUGUCAGAUCAUCAGAGUAGGAAGCAUGGAGCUGAAAGAGGGGAAGAAACAAACAGGCGGACUAAGGAGACCAUUUGGUGUGGCUGUGAUGGAUAUAACAGAUAUCGCUCAUGGCAAAACAGACGAUGAGGACAAGCAGCAUUUCAUCCCUUUUCAGCAGAUAGCAAUGGAGACUUACAUCCGUCAGAGGCAGCUCAUCAUGUCUCCCCUCAUCCCAUCUCGAGUCAUAGGAGAGAAUGAGCCACUCACUGCUGUUUUCAACAAAGUCAUUGCCACGAGGGAGGUCAAUCACAAAGGCCAGGGGUUAUUUGUGACCCUGAAGCUGCUUCCAGGGGAUCUCGCACAGGUCAGGAAGGACUACCCUCACUUUGUGGACCGUAGCACAGCCAUCGUCAGAAAAAUGGGCUUUCCAGAAAUCAUCCUCCCAGGGAACGUGAGGAAUGAUAUUUACGUAACUUUGCUGCAGGGAGAGUUUGACCGUGGUAAGAAGAAGACCCCCAAGAAUGUGGAGGUCAUACUGAGUGUGCAUGAUGAUGAAGGCAAUGCCAUGGAGAAGGCAAUAUUUCCUGGGGCUGGUUACGAUGGUAUCACAGAGUACAAGUCUGUCAUUUACUACCAGGUGAAGCAACCCUGUUGGAAUGAAACAGUGAAGGUGACAAUUCCCAUUGAAGACGUGUGCCGCUGUCACCUGAGGGUGAUGUUUCGACAUAGAUCCUCCCAGGACUCUAGGGACAAAUCUGAAAAACCCUUUGGUAUGGCUUUUGUCCGCCUAAUGAGAGGAGAUGGGACAACACUCAGGGAUGGAAGGCACGAGCCUAUCGUCUAUAAGGUUGACAUGAAAAAGGCAGAUGAUGCAAAGGUUUAUCUGGCCUUGCCAGGGACCUGGGCUGAAGUGAGGGAGAAGGAGAAACAAACAGGAAAGCAGUUCCACCAUUCAGGAGUGAUCCUUGUCACUAAGGACAGCUUCCAGAUUUCCACACUUACCUGCUCCACUAAACUUACUCAGAACGUUGAUCUCCUCGGCCUGUUGAACUGGAGGUCUAACCCAGACGAUCUUGACCAGAUCCUGCAGAGGCUGAUGGAGGUCGAAGGCGGGGAGAUAGUCAAAUUUCUCCAGGACACUCUGGAUGCUCUGUUCAACAUCAUGAUGGAGACGUCAGAAAAGGACACCUAUGACACACUGGUGUUCAACGCCUUGGUUUUCAUUAUCACGCUGAUUGGUGACAUCAAAUUUCAGCACUUUAACCCAGUCCUUGAAACCUACAUUAACAAGCAUUUCAGUGCCACUUUGGCCUACAUGAAGCUUACCAGGGUGCUCAACCACUAUGUAGGCCAUGCAGAAGAGCCUUUUCUGACUGAGAAGCUCUAUGUGGCACUCAAGGCUCUCAAAUAUUUGUUCAGGUUUAUUGUCCAGUCACGGAUCCUUUACCUAAGAUUCUAUGGAAACAGUGAAGAUGGGGAUGCUUUCUUCAACUCGAUUCGUUCUCUAUUCCUGUCAUUCAACACUCUCAUGGACAGACCACUUGAUGAGGGAGUGAAAAUAAAGGGGGCGAUAUUGAAAUACCUCCCCAGCAUCAUUAAUGACAUCCAGUCGGUUUUUGAUCCUGUGGAGUUAAGCAUUCUGCUCACAAAGUUUAUUGAGAGCAUUCCUGACUCUCAGCUUGUGCGUCAGAAGCUGGGCUGCAUGUGCAAAAUGGUGGAGAGUGACCUUUUCAUGCAGCCAGAUUGUCGAGAUGUGCUUCUGCCUCUUGUCAAUGACCAGCUGAGUGGGCAGCUGGAUGAUCACUCCAGUAAACCUGACUAUGAGGCCUGUGUACAACUGCUUAGCACGAUGUUGGACAUUCUGGAUCGCAAGGAUGUGGGUCCGACCAGAGGACACGUUCAGCUGAUCAUGGAACGCCUGCUUCGCAGGGUUAAUCGCACUGUCAUAGGCAUGGACAGAUCUUCCCCCCUCAUUGGCCACUAUUUGUCCUGCAUGACAGCUGUCCUGAAGCAGAUGGAUGACAUGCAUUAUGCCCACUAUAUCGGCACCUUUAAGACGAGACAGGAUAUCAUUGACUUCCUCAUGGAGACGUUCAUCAUGUUCAAGGACCUCAUGGGGAAGGUCUUUCCUGCGGAUUGGAUGAUUAUGAACCUGGUGCAGAUGCAAGUAUUCCUGAGGGCCAUCAACCAGUAUUCUGAUGUCCUCAACAUGUAUUUCUUAGACGAAGCACAUUUCGAACUCCAGCUGUGGAAUAGCUACUUUCAUUUGACCGUGGCAUUCCUCACCCAUAAGACACUGCAACUUGAAUCCUUCUCUCAAGAGAAACGAAACAAGAUACUAAACAAAUAUGGUGAUAUGAGGAAGACAGUUGGCUUUAAGAUCAGAGAUAUGUGGUACAAUCUUGGCCCCCAUAAAAUGAAGUUCAUCCCAGCCAUGGUUGGACCUAUUUUGGAGGUCACUUUGGUGCCUGAGUCUGAGCUGAGGAAGGCCACAAUUCCCAUCUUCUUCGAUAUGAUGCAGUGUGAGCACAAUUUCAGCCCCGGGCGCACAUUUGAAACGUUUGAAAAUGAACUGAUAACAAAACUGGAUCAAGAGGUUGAAGGAGGUAGAGGAGAUGAGCAAUACAAAGUCCUGCUGGAGAAAACGUUACUGGAGCACUGCAGACGCCACAGAUACCUGUCACAGUCGGGUGAGGAGCUGGCGCUUCUGCUGAGCAGCCUGUUGGAGAAUCUCCUGGCAUACCGCACCAUCACACAUGAUGAAAGUCCUGAACAUCGCAUGAGCUGCACUGUCAAUGUGCUGAAUUUCUACAAGGAAAAAAAGAGGGAGGACAUUUAUAUCCGGUACUUGUACAAACUGCGGGAUUUACACCUGGACUGUGAAAAUUACACAGAGGCCUCCUACACUCUGCUGCUACAUGAGGAAUUACUUGAGUGGUCUGACAAAACCUGUGCACCUCAUCUGAUUCCUCGAGAUGGGAAGCAUGUGUGGACACAACAGGAGUUGAAAGAAAGACUUUUCCAGGAGAUCAUAUGUUAUUUGGACAAAGGAAAGAUGUGGGAGAAGGCCAUUGAACUUGGCAAGGAGCUGGCGCAGAUGCACGAGAGUCACAUGUUUGACUUCAUGGAGCUCAGCCAGCUGCUGAAAAAACAAGCAGAGUUCUAUGAAAAAAUAAUGCACGCCAUGCGACCACAGCCGGAGUACUUUGCUGUUGGCUAUAACGGACUUGGAUUCCCUUCUUUCCUCAGGAACAAGAUGUUCAUCUACAGAGGCAAAGAGUAUGAGUGGCUUGAAGACUUCAGUUUAAAACUCCUCUCUCAGUUCCCAAAUGCUGUCCGCAUGACCAGCACAGCGCCACCUGGAGUCAACAUCAGCAACUCUCCCGGACAGUACAUCCAGUGUUUUACUGUCAAGCCAGUGCUCAUUGUGCCACACCGGUUUAAAGACAAGGGUGUUCCAGAGCAGAUAUUAAAUUAUUAUCGAACCAAUGAAGUGGACCAAUUCCAAUAUUCUAGGCCCUUCAGAAAAGGUGAAAAGGAUCCAGACAAUGAGUUUGCAACUAUGUGGAUUGAGAGAACCACGUACAUUACUGCCUAUCGCUUCCCUGGUAUUCUGAAAUGGUUUGAAGUCAAAUCAGUCUCUGUGGAGGAGAUCAGUCCCUUGGAGAAUGCCAUAGAGACCAUGGAGAUGGCCAAUGAAAAGCUGAGUAACCUGGUGCAGCAGCAAGCCUGUGAUCGCUCGUUGUCCAUCAACCCGCUGUCCAUGAUGCUCAGCGGCAUCGUUGAUCCCGCUGUCAUGGGUGGCUUCUCUAACUAUGAGAAGGCCUUUUUUACUGACACCUACAUCCACGAACACCCUGAAGACCAUGAGCGCAUUGAGGUCCUGAAACAUCUCAUUGCCCUGCAGAUCCCUGUCUUGGCAGAUGGCAUUCGCAUCCACGGGGAGAAGACGACAGAGCAGCUGAAGCCCUUACACAACCGCCUGGUUGCUUGCUUCCAGGACCUUCGGGAGAAAGUGGAGAAGCAUUAUGGUGUUAUAACCUUGCCCUGCUCUCUCACAGAGAGAAAGAAGAGUCGCGUGGGCUCGGUAGUGAUGCCCUACAUCCUGUCUUCCACUCUGCGUCGCAUGUCCACUGUCUCUACUCUCUCCAACGCCUCCUCAGCCCUCUCCAGUGGCUCUGCAUCCUCGGACGGACACUCGGGCAUUUCUUCCCAAGAUUCCUUGUUGUCCCGCCCCAGCGAUCGCAGGACCUCAGUGUUGUCCCGCUCAGAGGAGGACAACAGGAUUGCGAGAAAGAACAGGAAGGAGUGGAGCGUGAGCAAGUCCCAGGUGCUGCUGGAGAGACAGUCGGAUGCAGAUGAGAGUCCCGUGGAGAAGCAGCAGAGGCCCAAGAGUUUACAGUUGGGCGACAGACGACUGACGCUCUCCUUGUUCCAGGGUGUCUCCUCCCAGCUCAGCCUGUCCAACCCUCUCAGUCCUCUACCUGCCUCUCCUCACACGCCUCACACACCACGUAGCUCAAGUUUUUCAUCACUGCUCAGUGACAAUGAUGCCAACGCCAUUGACACCCCCGGGACCCCCCCACCAAUGCCUCCAAAGAAACACCCGCAUGAGAUUGACAACGCUGCGUUCUCUUCAGAGUUCAUUCCACCGCUGCCAAUGAAAAUUGAUAGCAAGCCUCCACCGCCGCCUCCCAAAACCCGGAAGUCCAUGUUCCCCUCAUAUGAGCACAGCCCCCAGUAGGGCCGCACAGACCGGAAAGUGAUGCUGUCAUAAAGUACAGCUUCAUUUGUCAGAUGGUGGAACACCACAAUUAGCAACAGAUGCAGGAUCAUCUAUGUCAUGUAUUUACAGGACUUCGGGGUCUUUGAGAGGUUUUUUUCUGCCAAGUUAUUAUUGAUGCCAAGCCGCUAGUUUUAAAGGUCUUUUUACAGACAAGGUGGAAUACUAUCUUGGGUAACAUCCAUUUUUAUGAAAUUGUACUAUUUUAUGAUUUUCUUUUUUUCGAUCACAGAGAAAAAGCUUGAUGCUGCUUAAAUGCGUUCCAUAUUUUAACAGGAAAAGCCGUAUUGCAUACUUAAUCGCGAGCAGGGAACACAAUGUAAAUGUUACUGUCUGUUCUAGUUGUUUUGUCCAAUCAUGGUGUGGGGUGUUUGAGCUAAAGCUUUAUGUUUCCGAGACACUGGAUGGCAUUAUUGAAUGUGAUGCACAUUUCUUGUUGUUUGUUUAUGAUGUGGAUACUGUAACUGUUUGCUUCCAAGCAGCAUCAUGUUGGUGCUUUUAACUCAAAGGAAUAGUUUGACAUUUCGUUUAAAAAAGAAAAUGUUAUUUCUUGAAAACAUCAGUACAGUACAGUAUGUCUAUAGAGUUAAAACUCAAACUAGCCAGGACCCCUUAGCCUAGUUUGGCAGUUGACUGAAAACGUGGACACCUCCUGGGGGUGGGGGGGGGAAACAAAACCGCGAUAAAUGAGGGAUUACUGUAAUUGAAUACUGUGUGAUCAUUCAAUAUAAUUUCUGACAUCGUUUCAACAACAUUGAUGGUGGAUAGAACAUGUAAGUUUAGCUAGUUGUGCCAGUCCUGCAAAAAGAAAUUGUUUUAGCAUAUUAUAUUAUGUUUACAUUCAACAUUUUUUUUUUUUUUUUUUUUUACCCAGCAGUUAUGCAAAGCCAAGGGGGCUCCCAACUGCAUGUAUG